This is a messenger RNA of Prinia subflava (tawny-flanked prinia), 10344 nucleotides long. It is a transcript of the gene CLIC5, whose product is annotated as chloride intracellular channel 5. The transcript has 6 exons. The coding region runs from base 132 to 1313 and encodes 393 amino acids. The record is from RefSeq and is a predicted model, not a curated record. Lineage: Eukaryota; Metazoa; Chordata; Aves; Passeriformes; Cisticolidae.
UGUGUAGCUGAGCAUUCAGAAAGUACACCACAGACUCUGCUUCCUCCAGAGGAGCCUUGUCUGUUAACAUCUCACUUUAAUUGUAGUCUGUAAGGUACCUGCAGGCAAGCAAGACUCACCAGCCAGCAGCCAUGGAAGAUCCAGUCUUCACUGACAUCCAUGAAAAUGCUAAUGACAUCACUGGCUCUGAGGUUUCAGAUUCUGAGGAAAAUAAAGGGGGUGAUCUUUCUGAUCAUGUCCGUGAAGAUUCAGCAUCCCCCCUUUCCAUCACUAAUAUCCCAGAAAACACAGAUGAUAGUAAAGAGAACCCAGAAGAUAGCUGUAAUAAUUCUGUGGCCUCUCAGCAUGCAAGUGAUGGAGAAAAUGAUUCUUCAUCUCACCAUGGUGCUGAAGAAGACCACCCACAGCAGCAGGCUGAUCUGAUGAGCCCAGCUCUGGAAGAUAAAGAUGUGGAGGGCACAAUGUUUGAGACCAACCUGCAUUUUCCUCCAGAUUUCCAGUUUCGUCAGAGGCAGAGCAGUUUUACCGACUCUUCAACUUCCCUCAAGUUUCCCCUUAACAAUAACUUUGGAGAAACUAACAGCGUUCAGGAAGAUGUUGAGAUUUCCAUUUUUGUAAAGGCUGGAAUAGAUGGAGAAAGCAUUGGGAACUGCCCGUUCUCCCAGCGUCUCUUCAUGAUCCUGUGGCUCAAAGGAGUUGUGUUCAAUGUCACCACUGUUGAUCUGAAAAGAAAGCCAGCUGACCUGCACAAUCUGGCUCCUGGGACCCACCCACCUUUCCUGACAUUUAAUGGAGAAGUCAAGACAGAUGUUAACAAGAUUGAGGAAUUCUUGGAAGAGAUUCUUGCACCUCCAAAGUACCCCAAACUGGCUGCUAAGCACCGGGAAUCAAACACUGCUGGAAUUGACAUCUUUUCCAAAUUUUCUGCAUACAUCAAAAACACAAAGCAGCAGGAUAAUGCUGCGCUUGAAAGGGGCUUGGUGAAGGCUCUGAAGAAGCUGGAUGACUACCUGAGAACCCCCCUGCCAGAGGAGAUUGAUGCAGACAGCACUGAAGAGGAGAAAGUGUCCAAACGCAAGUUUCUGGAUGGAGAUGAUCUGACACUUGCUGACUGCAACCUUCUGCCCAAACUCCACGUUGUCAAGAUUGUUGUGAAGAAAUACCGCAACUUCGAGUUCCCGGCGGAGAUGGCGGGGCUGUGGCGGUACCUGAAGAACGCGUACACCAGGGACGAGUUCACCAACACCUGUGCAGCAGACAAGGAAAUCGAGCAAGCCUAUGCAGACGUGGCCAAGAGGCUCAGCAAGUCCUAACUGCCCCAGCCAUGGCUCAGUACCCCCUUUUACAGACUCUGCUCCUUGUUGCCUUAAGAUGUACUUCGUCCUUAUGCUGUCUGGUUGGCACCUUUAUGACUUUACCUGUUCCAAGUGUAUUGGGCAGGGACAAAUCUGCCUCUCCCUGGAGAAAAGAGAAGGCAGCUGUCGGGGGGGAGGGGGGCGGACACUCCUUGAAGUCUAACCCAAGAUCUGGCUCAACUAGUAUUAUUUGCAAUCAGUAUUGGAAAUGAGUCCACUUGACUAGUUUCUUGUUCUGUGUUGGGGUACACCAUGACCUGUAUUCUUUAGAGUUUUAGAAAUAGCUGAAAUUUCAGGUAAGAGAGUUAGGAACACACAGAACUGUUUCCUCUCUAGGUUAUUUCAAGGACACUUUUCCCCUCAGUUCUAUUAAGAUCCUUGAGGCAUGAACAAAAUACAAGAGAGAGAGAGAGGGAGAAAAUAGGAGUUUGACCCUAAAGCAGAAAUGCUCUUAGCAGUUAUAUUUAAAUAAACUCUCUGAAUGCGUCUUCUGUCUUAGCAGGCCCAGGAGUUUAUAGGGUAUUUAUUUUUAACUUGGCGCAAGAGGGGGAAGCCUGAGUGAAUAUGUCAGACUUGCAGAUGCUACUCUGCAUAAAAUUUGCAUGAUGUUGUUGGAUCCAAAUGCUUAAAGCAAAAGAAAGUGAAAGAGCAAUUGAGCAGGCAGCCCUUGGAAGAGCAGGGCCUGUGCCAAAGUGCCCAGUGGAUCUGCUGGUUGGUAGAGACAGACACAGCAAUAACAGGGGCAGCAGAUUGACACCAGCACCCACAGAGGGAAUUGGCACAGCAAACCAAACCACGCAGGAUAUUGUCAUCUUGACUGUAUGGCUGCCAGUUCCUUUAUAAUUGCUAUCUUGGGAAACUCGGAUCAGCAGUGGGAAGCUGUUGCUGCACACGGAUUCCAGGCAGGGGAAGCGCUCUCGUCGCCCUGGGCUCCAGAUGGGUCACUCUAAAGCGCUCAUCAUCUCACCCCAGGAGGAGUUUGCUAUGGGAGCCUCAAAGAGGGCAGGCUGGCACAGUGAGAGCAUGUUUCCAGCCAGGAAUUCAGCAAGUGUGCUAGCAUGGAUUUCUGCUAGCAUCAUGCUAGCAGAAAUCCAUGCAUGAUGCCUCAAUCCCGCUCAUCCAUGCUUUACCUGUCCAGGUUCCACAAUUCUGAAUUAGGCUUUUUUUUUUUUUUUUUUUUUUUUUUUUUUUUUUUUUUUUUUUUUUUGUCUAAAAGAGGUUAUUUUGCUCUGUCUGCAGUGCCUGCCUGGCACAUCUGCUUUACACUGGUGAUUUUUUUGCACAUUUCUUCAGCAAAUUCAGAAUGAUAGCUCUCUCACUUGAAACUCAUGUGCUCCAGUACGUACAGGACAGCACAUGGUUCACGGGUUUCAGUUUGUGGGGGGAUUUAUUGCUGUUUUAAGAGAUAAAAUAAAGCUGAGCUGUAACCCGAUGUGGCUCCCCUUCUGAUCAGAGCUGCUAAAGCUGCACUGAUUUCAGGGGAACCCAAGCUGGUGAGUUGUGACCAAGGGGAACCUCACAGCAGACUUGUUUGCAGCCAGAGAGCUGGGAAAGUGGAACAACAUCGAAAGCCAGGCUCUGCCGUGUGAUGCUGAUGACAAUCUGAAACCAUCCUUUUGCUUUAGUGGGAUAAUUCCACUUUUCACAUCAACCCAGCUGGGAGCAGAAUGUUGCUCUUUCACUGAAGAGAGUUUGUGGUUGAUUAUUGUUUCAUAUGCAAUGGUCAAUUUGAUCUGAACUUUCAAAACCUUGGAAGAAAAUCCAUGAACUCCCAAAUCUUCUCCUAGAAUGGGCUAUUUUAGCAGUGGCUAGACUGGAGGGCAAAGGCUUGCACUAUUUAAAAUAUUGCUGAGAAAUUAGCUGGCUCAGAGAACACUAAUAGCAGGCAGAAAAAUCUGGUGAGAUUAGAAGUAUCUGCACAAGCACAUGUGGCUUGUUAAAAACAUUUCUUCAUGAGAUUAGAAUGAUUGUGAUAUUAUUUUCUUUUUUUUCUUUUUAAAAAUUCUGCCAAUUAUUUAUUUAUUUAUUUAUUUAUCUUAAUUGACUCACUCCUUUCUUUCUGUCUUUCUGGUUUUUGCUUUCACUCAAAACUUGGGUCAGAAUGUCUCGGUCAGUUUAGAAACGUGUUAUUAGCAAACUCUGCAAGUUGUUCUAGAGAGAAGUCUUCUAACUGAUCAGUGGUCCUGGGGAUUUUUUUUACUCUCAGUAUGAUCCUGUCAAUCAACAGAAACUACAUUUUUCUCAGUGGCCUUUCCCCAGGUUUGCACUUCAGUCAGUAGCUUGCCUUUGUCACAGUUGCUGUAUUUGAAUAAAAGGUGCAGAAGCAGAUGCAGAUUCUUGUUCUCUGCUUAUUCUAUUUAUAUCCUAAAAGAAGACUGUCCAAACAUGCAGCAGAUCUCAGGCAGGUGAACCAAGGUCUGCCCUGAUUUCCACCUCUGAAUCUUCACCCUUUUACUGAAUUUCCUAGUUCUGAAAUUCUCUUACAUGUUUGUCUCUGUUUUUCAUAGAAGAGGGCCAAAUCACAAUCAGCUGAUUUCAGUGACCUCAAAUUGCAUCUGUUUUAAAAAUAUUAUGUUUAAAAAUUGUUAGACUUAUGUCAAAAAUAAAAUUAUAUAUAAAUGCAAUGAGCUUUUUCUUAAAAACUUUUUAAGAUUUCAUAAUAAAAUCUAAAAGUCCUCAGGCUAAUUUCCUUUCAAUUAGUUACAAAAAAAAAAUCCUUAAAUAUCUUCAUUUUUCAUACAGUAUUCCAAAAUAUCUAGAGAAAAUAAAAUGAUGGAUAUUAGAAAUUAUAGAAAAAUGGAGCAGUUUUCAGCUGUGCUUCUGGUUCUGCCUGAAUUCAAGUCUCACUCUGUAUCCUAACUUUGCAUUUUACUCAUAACUCUAUUAUAGGCUGAUCCAAGAUUAUGGACAGGUUCAGGCAGUCCCUGACCUUUGUUUGGGUUUGAAAUCCAAGCUCAUGUUUUCAGAUCCGUAACUUUCUCUCACCUUUGUGCUGUUUGGCUUUAUCCAUUGCCAGAAGCAGGAAAUACUGGAAAUCCUACAUAGAAAAGUGUUUUGCUAAGAUUUUGAGCUCAGUUCUCAAGGCUCAGGAUCCAUCACCAACAAGAUUUUAAAGGGCUCCAGACUCUUUUAGGCAAAGUAUUUUUGGUGACCUUGCAUUGUAUUUAGAAUUAUAAGUAAUAAAUAUUAAUCAUACAGGAUUGCAUAUCUACAUUGGCAGGGCAGCAUUUCUGAAAAGAAUCUAAGUGACAAGACAGACAUUGCAGAUUUACAAUAACUUUGUUCAUAAAUUUUUUUGCAAGAUGUAAAGAAAGACAUAGUGCAGAGAGGGAAGAAGCCAACAAUGUGGAUUUAAUCAUCUACAUAUCAGAAAUGCAGACCAAAUGUCUGUGAAGAUGGCCAUUUCAUCCAAACAUUUCUUAGAUAUUUAUUUCAAAGCUCCUUGCUCAGUCAAUCCAACACUCCAUUCAUAUUGGAACAAAUAUUGAUUUUUCUUCUAUUAGCAGUAGUAUGGGAGCUCUUGAGGCUCCCAUAGAUUAGUCACCCUUAUUCUCUGUUAAAACUGUUUGGAUUGCCAGGAGGUAAUUUUGUAGCACAGGUAGGACUAAAGAGUAUCUAUUUAAAGUCUAUUUAAAUCAGGCCUCCUGAAAAAUAUUUUUUCCUAUAGAAAUCACAUAAUGAUAUUGCUUUAUCAAGUCUAGUGUGGAAUAGAGAACUACUGGUUACUCCUCUGGUUGCAUCAGCUGAAAAGCCACGGCGAAUGACAGUCUAUAGCACAAAGAAAAUAGACAACUUUGUUUCCUACAAGAAAGUUCAGCUGAAUUGCAUGCAGCAUUUAUUUUAAAUAUAUAUUUAUUUUAUUUUUACCCCUUAAACACCUUUAUCCCUCUCUUGUCAAAUUCUUGCUCAAAUUUGGCUCCAAGUUAGCCAUAACCAUUUCCUCAGUCUUAAGUAGCAGAUUCUUGUGGAUGGGUACAGGGGGAAACUGUUUCAGUGUAGCCCUUCCAUCUGAUGGGAUGGAGCCCCCUGUCUGAUCUCCUAAGUUUGGCUAAUUAACUGAGUUAAAGGUAUUGCAAAAAUUUAGCCAGUGGAAAUCACACCCCUGUAAAACCAGAAGCACAUGGAAGCAUUAUUAAAAAAAAAAAAAAGAAUUGGUGUUUUAAAGAAAAAAAUAACCCCUAAGUCUUGUGUUCUCCUUCAUGGGUAUUCUUUAAAGCAUCAGGAAAUUUGUCUUUAUUACUUUUCUAGAAGUAUUCAUUAUUUUUGAAUUGUUUUUGAUAUUAUUUGAUAUUAAGAAACAUUUUUCCAGUAAGAUUUUUCCUCUCUGCUGAAUCUUUCAUCUCUUCAUUAAUUUUGAUGUCUGCAAUGACUUAGUAAUUCCAGAGGAGGCAGGAAAACUGUGAGGUUUAUACUUGUUGAGAAGUUGAAGGAAGUAGUGAUUUCUUUUUUUUUUUUUUUUUAGAAAACAGCAUUGAAAUUUUUAAAAUUGUGUCCUUUCAUCUGGGAAACUUUAACCAAGAGUGAUAGACUGUUUAGUCUGGUCCAUGAAUUUCAGCACAGACAUGAGCAGGGCAGCAUGCUGAAGGUGGCUUAGCCCAGGGGUUUCUCUCAGGUAGUAGACAUUCCCUCUGAGUCCCAAAUUUCCCAUUUCCCCUUUUCAGGAGGGCUGUGCUGGUUUGGACACUGAACUACCACAGCCCACUCAGUGCUCAGCAGUGAAAGGAGGAGUCCUGUUCCCUUUCCUCCUGUUCCAGCUCAGGUGCAGGGAAAACAGAGCAUUAAGCUGCUUUAUUUCCUUGUCCCACAUUCCAAACAACACUCGGCCCCAGAAAAGCUGAGAAACCCCAUCCAGGGCUGUUUUCCAAAGCUUGAUCUGUCCUUUUUUUAACAAGUAACAUAAAAGCCCGGAGAAUCCCCUGUAACUCCCCACGCAGGACUCAGCAGCCUCUCAGACCGCAGCAAUCAUCUUAUUCCCUCGUUGCCCCAAAUCAUUCCCCUUUCACCAUUCACUGGAGAGAUACUAAUCCUGAAAACAUCCCCAAGGAUGUAUUUGAAUGUGGUGUAUUUGAGCUGUGCUCAUCAGCUAAGCAGCUCUGAAUGGUGGCAUUGUCACAGCCCGGCGGGUCGUGCUUCUGCUGCCAAGGGGACCCACCACAGGCUGGAGGAGCCGAAACUGCCCCAAAACCAGUGAUGGUGCAACCACGAUGAAAGGUUUGAGGGCCACCUUUCCCACCUUUCCUCCUGUUUGGCUCCCUGGCUGAAGUGUUAGAGCUCAGCUGGAGCCGUGAUCCAGUGCUAAUGAGCAUUUCUAGCUUGCAGCAUGUGAAUAGGGACUAGUGAUGUGUUUAAUGUUAAACAUGUGCUUGCCUGCCUGCCUGCCUGCCUGGAGAGGGGCCUAAAAGUCAGGACAGAAAAGCCUCUAUUAAUGAAGGGCAUUAUUAUUCUCUUCCCUUUGAAAUCUGGUGGCAGAAUUCCCAGUGGGGGAAUUCCCAAUAGGAAUUCCCAGUAAAGCCAAAGGUGGCAUAAGCAUGAAGAUGUUUGGAGCGCAGAGAGAGCAGAGAGCACUCAGGGAGCAGAGGAGGCUGCAGGGCUGUGAAGGUUCUUAGUGCAGAAGGAGGACACUGGUGGUAACUGCGGGGACACCAGCAGUGCUGCCAGGCUCUGUUCUGGUCCCAUGGGGGUUCAGAGUGCAGCAGGGACCAGGCUGUGCUGGCAGUGUCAUGCCAAGGCGUGUUCUGCUCUAUCUCCAACCACACUCCCUUUGGUGGUAUCCCACAGCACAGCCAUGCCUCCAUUGUGUCUGCCUCACUCUUAUUAUGAAGUGUUUUGUCUCAAGAAAACUAAGAAGGGUGGGGGAAUUUUUUCUUUUUUUUUUUUUUCUUUUUUUUUUUAAUGUAUACACGGAGUAAAAACAAUCCAAAUAUGCUUUAAUGGUUCUCAACAUGAUACUGUCAAUUCUCACCACAGGGUGAAAUUUGUUGGUGGAAAUUAAAUUAAAUUAAAUUAAACAGAAAAGCUUGGCUAUUGCUAAUGGGUACUACUGGGAGCCCUAAAAGCAGUUUGCAGCGUAGAACCAUAACAGGAGUGAACAUCCUUUAAUUCCCAGAAUUGCUUGGGUUUCACAGGGUCAUUUUAGCCUAUUCUGUUGCACUGCUGAGAAGUUGCUCUUUCCCUGUCUCUCUAGAUCUAUAAACGCUGAAGAAUUUGGGCAAUGGCUACAGGCAUCAAAUCAGUCUUUUUCACUCCUUUUUUUUCCUCCAUUAAAUUAACUAUUUAGUUUGGAAGUAAGCAAUAAGCAAGUAGAGUUUGCAAACAGCAGAUUUCUCUUUCAUUAAGAAAGUUUUUGAGAGCUUUUAAGAGGAAAUGAGAGGUUAUCCCCAGCUUUGGGAAUAAACUGUGGUAUAAAAUACAGAUGUAAGUGGAAUUCUGAAUAAAUUAUUGAAGCAGAAAGAUUGCAGUUUGUUUUAAGGAGCACGCUUAGGAGAUAAAUGGAUAGAAUAUUCCAAAUAUUGCAAUAGGGACUUUAGUUUCUGCUUUGGGUUUGGGGGGGAUUGUGUUUGUUUUCUAUGUAUACAUAUAUAUAUUCAGAGUAUUUAUGUGCAUUAUUUAAUUCAAUAAUGCUGUGAAGUUUGUUGGGAUGGAAAGUGGCAUAAAGAGGAAAACUUACACUUUUGAAACAGCACUAUUAUUUCUGUGUCUUUGAUUUGGUUCCCACUGGAAUAAACAAGAACCACACCAUUAGUCCUGUGGCAGCAGGAUCUCAGCUUCACAGACCCCAGAAGUUUGGCAGUCCCUUGGAGGGCAAGGUAAUUUGCUGUUCAGCAACCCGAGCCUUGCAGUGGGCACAGUGCAUUUUGAAGGCGUUCAGAGCCGGUCUUGGGUGAGGGAAUGAUGCUUGCAAAGGACCCCAGUGAAUCCCCUGCUGUUUUAAAAUGAGAUUAAGCCAUCAUGAGAUGUGGACUGGCUAACCCCAAACCAGACACGCUGGCCUGCAGCGCAGCCGCUAAAUUGGUCUGACAUCAGGAACCGCAGCGAAGGAGCUUGGCCUCAGAAGUGAGUCAAAGCAGCAUCUUUGUCACCAGUCAUUUUCUAUUUAUAAUGACACAGAUCUAUUUUAUAAUCACGGGGAGGCACAACAGGAGUGUGCUUUGUUCUGCCUAAAUCGCAUUUCUCGUGCGGGUGCGUUUAAACACAGCCCUUGGCCCCUUGCCCCACACCACACACACCCAGGGCGGGCAGUUCUGGCACAACAAUGCACACCCUGUCGUGCUUGAAUGCUCAAAGCCUACAGUGCUGGAGCAAUAAACUCCUGCUAAAUGGCUUAAAAAUGUUCCCUUAAGUGCACCGAGCUGCCCUGCUGCUGCCUCACUUCUCAUUUCCAAUGCUGUUCUGUUUCUAAGCCUUGUGUUUCAAAGAAACCAGGAGUAUGUUGUGUUGUUUAGUGAUGAAAAUUGCUGGGCAUUAUUAACUGUAAGAAUUUGGGGUGAAAAACCCCACUCUCCAACCCAAGCCAGCCCUCUUUCCUCAUGCAAACCUGACAGCUUUAACUCCUGAUGGUGUUUUCAAGGCUCUAAACAAAUUCCAAACAGUUGCUUGGUUUGGUUCCUGGAGAACGGGUCCUCAUAUGUGCAAACCCUCAGAGCUAUGAUGGUAACCCCACUUUGCUCCCUUUUUGUACUUUUUUUUUCCUUUUUUUUUUUUUUUAAUAUGAAGGGUCCUGCUAUGUAUUUCCUAGAAAAUUGUGAUCUUGUGAUCAGUAGAUUUAUUUUUGUAACCUGUUUUCAGUUCUAAAGCCUGAGGAUCAAAACUGAGUUGCAUAGCAGGAUUCAGGGGUGAGCAGAAGUGCUUUUUUUCCCCACCCAAAUCUACUCAUUUUCAGGUCCUGACUCAUUUGGAGCACAGUUUACUUUGAGGAAGUCUGAGGUUGAAAGAGAGGAAGGGGAGCCCACAGAGAGAGGAUAGCAGGAACCAGUUUGGAAGUCUUAAGAGAUAUGUGGACAAGUUUCCUAUCGAUGUGUGAGCAACCUGUGCAGACACCUGCAUGGCACCAAUGCACCCAUGGUUGCUUAAAACCUGCACUGAUGUUCAAAGUUUGGGCAGUGAACCAUGAGAUGAUGAUCAGACAUGAUACCUCUUCAGGGCAUUGCACAGGCAAAAAAAGAGCUCGUUUGAAAGGACACUCAAAUUUUUAGCUACUGGUCAAGACCUGAGUUCACAUGACUGGAUUUUCUCCUCCAAAAUGUCAUUAAUCCCAGAAAUGGCUAGUGGCUUCAGAGCUCCCACCCAAAGUACUGGGCUGAAAGCAAGAUCAGAAACUCAUAUGGAGAAAUCAGGAAUUCCUUUAAACUCAGACCUAGUGAGCUUCAAAGAAAAGUAAUUUAUUGGUAAGCAACUAUUUUAUAGUGUCUGACAGUGAAAAGUAACUGUGUAUCCAGAGGCUUCCAUCAGAUAAGAAAGCAAGCCAGGAUCCCUUUGCAUACUUGUGUUUUUCAGUCAAGGAACAUCCUCUCUUAAUGUGCAAUUUUAGAUUAGACUGCAGCCAGCUGGGGUAGGAGCUAUGUAUUUGGUCUCUGCAUGUGCAGCUCUUUCCAUGACAUGACCUUGAUUAGGGCCUUUGUGUGCUGCUCUAACCCUCAUAAUCUGUAAUAAUAGGAAAAAUAUAAUUAAAAUGUCAUUGCAGUUCACCUUUAAUAUUAUGAUAGUGAGAUUGUACUCUAUCAACUGUGAAUAAAAUAAUGUCCUUUUUGUAUAAUAGGUAGUAUAUUUUAUUAUUGAAGAAAGAGUUAAAUUUAAUUUUUAAACACAAAAAACUAUCUGCUCAUUGUUUCAUUUUAAGCUUUUGAAUAUGUACGCAAAUAUUUCUUUUGUACCCUUCCAAUGAGUAUGUGUUAAAUGAAGAAACCCACCUUCCUGAAAUGGAGCUGUUUAUAAUUAUAUUCCAAGAGUGAUUAACACCUUAUAAUUUGAAUAAAAGUGGUUUAUUUUCUCA